AUGACACAGACUGUGAACGCCAUAACCUGCAUCCUCUUCAUCAUCUGUGGAGGUGACUACUCUCCGCGAUCCGGUCACGCCCUCGAGCUCUCCGUCUCUGACUGGAAGCUCCCCGCGCUAGUAUCGUCCUUGGUCCUGUUCCAGUUCACCACGAGCAUUGUGAGCAUCCCCCCGAUGGUGACGCUCACUGCAGCAAGCCUUGCCACCGCCUCUGAAUUUGAACCCUUAUGGUACAGGUUGAAGAUUCUGAUGAGGAUACUCAACAUCAUACACGAUGCGCUUAUCCUCUUCCUCACCUGGUACAGGACGAGGGGUAUGCUGCGGGAUCUCGCGCGGAAGGCCGAAGAUGAUGAUAGUGUCUCUACGAGACUGCUUCUGAAUGGUGCCAUCUAUUUCAUGUUGGUGCACAUCGCAAUCGCGCUGCGUAUUUCUGACGCGUUUACUGUGGUACACAGCGUGCAUCUCUUCCUGAACGUCGCCGACGCCGUCUUGACCGUGACCAAGGUAGGCCUCGGAUGUAUCCAUACCAUACCGCGCAUAACCGCGUCUCGCAACACCCAGGUCUUCGACGACACGUCAAUCUUCAACGGCAUAUUCACACCGCUCAUCCUCUCCCACUUUUUCCUGAGCAUCCGCAGAGCACAGCACCAAGCGACCACGAUCUCGGUCUAG
Fomitopsis serialis is the source of this 672-nucleotide messenger RNA. RefSeq lists its product as uncharacterized. Bases 1 to 672 code for a protein of 223 amino acids. The record is from RefSeq and is a predicted model, not a curated record. NCBI's taxonomy places the organism in Eukaryota, Fungi, Basidiomycota, Agaricomycetes, Polyporales, Fomitopsidaceae. The transcript has 7 exons.